AUGGCGAUCCUGCCAGUGCGGCCUCGAGCUGCACUGGCGGCGCGCUGCGCCAGCCACUGGGAGAUUGUUCGCGUCACGGACCCCGGGCGUGGCCUUGCCGACGUAGGACGCGACGACGAGGAGACUGGACACGAAGUCCUGGUCCCGCCACACAACGGUCAUGGAAUGGUCUCGCUGGAAGAAAAACUUGACCUUUCAGAAAGUUUCCGAGCCCUCAAGAACAGCAUCGUUAGCGCUACUAUAAGUACAUCAACUACAAACGCUGUGUCUUUUGCUGAUAUGGUGAAAACCAGCAAUAAAAAAGAAGUCCGCCCUAUUAAUUUCAGUUCGGUUGCAAUUUAUCCUAAAGACCAGUCAAAGUCAAGCGAAGAAACAAAAAACCUUGUGCAAAAGAUGAUUAAUCCGGAGGAAAUGAAACUGCAUGUAAGAGCGUUACGUAAAGUUAAAAAUGGCGGGGUUAUUAUUAGCACGGAUAGUAAAGACGACAUAGAAAAAUUGAAAUCGACAUUUAAAAGCACAUCUCCGAAUCUCACCAUCGACGAACCCCUCAAGCGCAGGCCCAGGAUCAUUCUACUAGGCGUACCGUCUGCUAUGCGGGAACAAGAGGUCUACAGUUGUUUAUACGAGCAGAAUAUAGUCGAUAAAUUUCCAGAAUUAACUAGAGAAGAAUUCAUAGCUUCUAUAAAAUUAAGCCACAAGUCAGGUAAGAAAGAUUUAGAAACCUGUAAUUACAUAAUUGAAGUCCCAGCCAAUAUACGUAGAGCUCUAAUUUCUCAAAACCGAGCAUUCAUUAACUGGUCAUCGUGUCUUGUGAAAGACUUUACAACCCUUACCAGAUGUCUGAAGUGUCAUUUCUAUGGCCACGCUGCGAAAACAUGUAGACAACCAGAACUGACGUGUGGACAUUGCAGUAAUCUAGGCCACUCGGAUAAAGAAUGCCCCAAUAAAGCAGAAGACCCGAAAUGUGCCACAUGCAGUCUCUUCAAAAAACAAAGCCACCAUCAAACUGGGGACCCUGACUGUCCCGUCAGGAAAAUGGCUGAACGACGAUACAUAAACUCGAUUGACUAUGGGGAGAUCUAA
This is a messenger RNA of Leguminivora glycinivorella, 1083 nucleotides long. RefSeq lists its product as uncharacterized. Lineage: Eukaryota; Metazoa; Arthropoda; Insecta; Lepidoptera; Tortricidae. The record is from RefSeq and is a predicted model, not a curated record. Bases 1 to 1083 code for a protein of 360 amino acids. The transcript is spliced from 4 exons. Gene Ontology annotation, molecular function: zinc ion binding; nucleic acid binding.